Cercocebus atys (sooty mangabey) is the source of this 833-nucleotide messenger RNA. RefSeq names its product retinoblastoma binding protein 5 (gene RBBP5). The record is from RefSeq and is a predicted model, not a curated record. Gene Ontology annotation, cellular component: Set1C/COMPASS complex. The transcript is spliced from 4 exons. NCBI's taxonomy places the organism in Eukaryota, Metazoa, Chordata, Mammalia, Primates, Cercopithecidae. Bases 295 to 663 code for a protein of 122 amino acids. Gene Ontology annotation, molecular function: protein binding.
UUUAAAGUCCCUAGUGACGAUAACUUUGUUGUACCUCAGCAAAGAUCAUAAUUAAUUGUUUCCGAAGAAGUUUAUGCUUGAUUUUGGUCAGGCAUAUAUUUGGGCAGCCCACCUGAAACGAACAAGGAAGGCGGGGGAAGAAAGCGGAAGCCGCGGGGCCUUCUAAGUCCGAAAGUCUCCGGAGCUUGCGCCAGGCUCUUCGCGGCGUCCACCCCUUAGACGCAAGUUGCUGAAGCCGGUCGGGGAGAAGGCGUUGUUGCCGGAGCUGAGACCGGGCGGUCACAGUCCGCAGGGAUGAACCUCGAGUUGCUGGAGUCCUUUGGGCAGAACUAUCCAGAGGAAGCUGAUGGAACUUUGGAUUGUAUCAGCAUGGCUUUGACUUGCACCUUUAACAGGUGGGGCACACUGCUUGCAGUUGGCUGUAAUGAUGGCCGAAUUGUCAUCUGGGAUUUCUUGACAAGAGGCAUUGCUAAAAUAAUUAGUGCACACAUCCAUCCAGUGUGUUCUUUAUGCUGGAGCCGAGACGGCCAUAAGCUCGUGAGUGCCUCCACUGAUAACAUAGUGUCACAGUGGGAUGUUCUUUCAGGCGACUGUGACCAGAGGUUUCGAUUCCCUUCACCCAUCUUAAAAGUCCAGUAUCAUCCGCGAGAUCAGUAUGUCUAAGCUAUUUCUCUCCUGGGGUGGGGUCUAAUUCUAUAUGGACUAUAUGGAAUGGGCUCAUGAUAAUUUUAGUUACGGUUUUAGAAGGCAAAUACGCAUCUCUUCAAAACUUCUACAUAAAAUAAUCUUUCUAUCUAGGUUGGCUCUACUGAAUACAUUUCUUUCUUUCUUUC